CUCUCCCCGGCCCCGCCGCUGCCGCAGUCAUGGCUGCUGACGGGGUGGACGAACGCUCGCCUCUGCUGUCAGCAUCCCAUUCGGGAAAUGUCACUCCCACGGCUCCACCGUACUUAAAAGAAAGCAGCCCCAGAGCGGAACUCCCACCUCCAUAUACAGCCAUUGCCAGUCCAGAUGCCAGUGGUAUUCCAGUAAUAAACUGCCGAGUGUGCCAGUCUCUCAUCAAUUUGGAUGGCAAGCUUCACCAGCAUGUGGUUAAGUGCACAGUUUGUAAUGAAGCUACACCAAUCAAAAACCCCCCAACAGGGAAGAAAUAUGUUAGAUGCCCUUGUAAUUGUCUCCUCAUUUGUAAGGACACAUCUCGGCGAAUAGGAUGUCCGAGACCCAACUGUAGACGCAUAAUUAACCUUGGCCCAGUAAUGCUUAUUUCUGAAGAACAACCAGUUCAACCUGCAUUGCCAAUCCAGGCAGAAGGUACAAGAGUAAUAUGUGGGCACUGUGGAAACACAUUCCUGUGGAUGGAACUGAGGUUCAACACUCUGGCAAAAUGCCCACACUGCAAAAAAAUUUCUUCAGUGGGUAGUGCACUUCCGCGAAGACGCUGCUGUGCAUAUGUUACCAUUGGAAUGAUAUGCAUUUUCAUUGGAGUUGGAUUAACUGUUGGCACCCAAGAUUUUGCAAGGCGAUUUCAUGCAACCUAUGUUUCUUGGGCAAUUGCUUAUCUCUUAGGUUUGAUCUGCCUUAUCCGAGCUUGUUAUUGGGGAGCCAUAAGAGUGAGUUAUCCAGAACACAGUUUUGCAUAAGUUUGUUUAUGAUUCAGUGAUGCAGGUGAGAGUAUCUAGCAGUUCUUGAUAAGCUACUCUGGACAUCUUUAAAUCAUUUAUCCUAAUGGAUUCCAUUCCGGUUUAUGUAUGAAGUUUCAAGACUUUGGGAGUCUUUUAUAAACAAAUGCUCACUGCACUACAUUAUACACAAAUAGUUUGUUUUCCUGCUAGCUUUUCAAGCUCUGAAUAAUAAAGCUAUGUCUUCAUGUUCUUUACAUCUCUUAAAGAUAUUUUUGGAUUUGUCACCAAACAUUACAUACAACAUCACCCUUUCAUUAUUUUUAAAUCAGUUAUUCCAUUACUUGCUGGUCUAUGGGUCUUCCUAAGAAGUGUUCAUAAAUGUUUCUACAAUAGCUUCACGUUUAUACUUACAUUUUUAAUUAAACAUUAUCAAAAUUGCUUGCUUUAAAAUCUAAAUAAUAUGCAUUUUGCUUGAACUGCUUAUGGUAACUUUAACCUAAGAUCAUAGUGACCUUAUUCAGGAAAAAAUAUUGAGUGUACCUUCAAAGACUUGACAUUCUUCUCAGAUAAAAACCAUUUCUAGAUACUGUAUGCUUGUUUUUUGUUGUUUGUAGAAAGAUACAAUAUUUUGGUAGUAAUUUAAAAUACAAGAAUGAAAAUAUUUAUUUGCCCACAGUUGGACAUAAUGUUGGAUAAAUGUUUUUUCUCAAAGAUCACAGGACUUUUGCCUUUCAUUUUUGUCUGUUUUUUUAAUUUACCAAUUAUAAAAGUACUAGUCUAGAUUUAUGAAAUUUGAUGUUAAUUACUGUACGUAUUCCUUUAUAGAGCCUGGAGGAAAUAUUUCACAUAACAUGUUUUGUAAUACUUAACCAUUUAAACAAGGAUAUAUUUACAUUGGGUUGCCCUCUUUUUCAUUAGAUGAUGGUAAAUUUUUCUUAUUGGGAUAAUUAUGGACUACUUACAUGUGAAAGGAGCCUAUGACGUUUUACACUAGCUAAAAUGUUGAGAUUAGAGGUAGUUACUCUUACCAUUCUUCUCAAAUAUAGCUGCUCAGAUAAUUACCCAAUUUAUUCAAGAAAAUAGAUCAAAGACAAAAAGCAACAUAGUUUUCUAAGAAUUCGCUAGGAUUUAAGGAAUCAGCUCUUGCACUGCCCAUCUUUGCAGUUUUGAAAAAGAAAUCGCUUAAUUAAGAAGUAAUGUUCUAAAGCGGUAAUAUAGUAGAAUUAGAUAAUGAGAUGAUUGGAGUAAAUUAAUUGGCUAUUCCAGGGAUAAGAAUAAUAUUUUAAAUUACUUAUGUUCCUCAUUAGUAUAAAAAUGUACUCAUCAGAGAGUUUGGAACAAAAUACAUGUAAACUUCAAAGAGUAAAUGAUAAAUGUAUAAAUGCAGUAGCUCAGGAUUAUAUGUACCUUUGAAAAUACACU
This is a messenger RNA of Equus quagga, 2207 nucleotides long. It is a transcript of the gene PIP4P2, whose product is annotated as phosphatidylinositol-4,5-bisphosphate 4-phosphatase 2. Bases 30 to 803 code for a protein of 257 amino acids. NCBI's taxonomy places the organism in Eukaryota, Metazoa, Chordata, Mammalia, Perissodactyla, Equidae. The record is from RefSeq and is a predicted model, not a curated record. Gene Ontology annotation, biological process: phosphatidylinositol dephosphorylation. Gene Ontology annotation, cellular component: phagocytic vesicle membrane; plasma membrane; lysosomal membrane. The transcript has 7 exons. Gene Ontology annotation, molecular function: phosphatidylinositol-4,5-bisphosphate 4-phosphatase activity.